Penaeus indicus is the source of this 1713-nucleotide messenger RNA. RefSeq lists its product as uncharacterized. The transcript is spliced from 3 exons. The coding region runs from base 77 to 412 and encodes 111 amino acids. NCBI's taxonomy places the organism in Eukaryota, Metazoa, Arthropoda, Malacostraca, Decapoda, Penaeidae. The record is from RefSeq and is a predicted model, not a curated record.
CAGGAGCAGCAACUACCGCCGAGACUUCUGCCGCGGGAACGCCCACGUGAUCGGGCCAAACGUCGUGUCCGUCAAGAUGAAACGACACGACGAGAGUGAUAGAUUUUCCAAGCACUCCAGCGAUGACCGACGCUCCGUAGGCAGCAGCGGCGUCCAUCGCAGUGCCUCCGUCGACCUUCUUGAGACUGGGUCCUCGUCGUCGUCAUCUACAGCGCGGCACCACCAGUCCAGUCAUCAUCUUGCCGACACUUCCCUCAGCCAUAACUACACCAGGAUGAACGGGUAUCCACCAGUAGACAGCAGCCCUGCAAGGUUCGCUCACAGCAUGCUGACUCCUUUCAACGCCUCCAAGGGUUACAGACCUGUUUCCUUCAGUCCACCACCUCCUACCAAGAUUCUCCCAGUUAACUAAGCAAUUUUAUCAUCAAGCAAAAGAUGAGACCUGUAUUAGUUAAGUUUGUGCCUAAAAUAUAAGAGAACGUAAUCUCGCUGCGCCGUCAAAGAAAACGGCUAUCCUCUCGAUAAAUUGAACGGUGACUAAGAAAAACAAGUUGUUCUAUCAAGGAAAGACAACUAAGAAAAUGACUUUAAUAUUAUUCAAAGUUGUCGUACGGAGCGAUAGUUCCGAGUGCCAAAAUGGAAGAAAAAAAAACAUGAAAAUGAAAUGACAACUUGCAUCUUUUAGGUACAUAAGCCAUGCUUAAUGUACCUUUUACCAGUAUUAGCUGUAAUAAAAUCAUUGUUCACCUCAUGUAAAACUAAUAUUGAUGGUUAUGAGCUUUAAUGCUUCCGUCCUGUGAGAGAGAAUAUAUGGACGCUCUUUAGGUAUCUGCGUGUAUGUUUGUACGUAUGUAUGUAUGUAUAUAAAAAGGGAAAAAAAAGAUGCACUUGUAAAAUCUUUUAAAUACGCAAGUAUGAAUGAGUUCAUCCCCCUCUCAUCUCCCAAGUAAAAAUAGAAGUUCAGUGUAAUCUAGAAAUGGAUAAGCUUUAGAGAUAAGAACAUAGGCUAUCAUCAUUUUAUCAAAUAACGCUGGGCUAAGGCGACAGGUUUGGACACGCCAAUGCUCAAAUUGUUACUAUUUUUUUUAACGGGGUGUCAAUUUGAUAUCGGUUUGUUGAAAUAUAUAGAUGAUAGUAUUAACCAAGAGAUGUUUAUAAUACUAUAAGUGUCCUGUGAAGUCGGCAUUCAGUGAUAUGGAUGCUAAUUCGAGUGGUUAUCAUUAUUGUUAUUGUUGUUAUUUUGAUAUUUCUUUCUAAACUAUCAAGUAUAAUAAUGGGUAAGCAAACAGUAGAUUUAUUUGAUACUUACUGUAUAUAUAUAUACAUAAUUUAUAUAAAAGAGAAAUGAGGAAAAACGAACCAUUUGGAGAAAUCCGAUGGAAUGCUAUGACUAUAUACAAAAAAAAUAAAGAUAAAUAGAUAAAUCAAUGAAAAUAUUUCACCCACGCCUCUGAGCCGAAUCACAGGUGUAAACUGAACUAGAUGCCAGUGUUCUGUUGCUAACAUAUCAACCCUAAUGUUGUACAUUUCCAAGACAGAAGAUUCUUAUGGUGUUUCGUCCUUUGAUGAACCUUUUCGAAAAUACUCUCGACAAAUAUUCGGAUAAUCCUGCACAAGUUGUAUAUUUUUGUUGUAUAUAACAUUUUGUAUGAAACUUUUUCUUAACACUUGCUUGUAAUAUCUUAUUAACAGAAUAAAAUAUAUUUGACAUUA